Molecule: messenger RNA, 282 nt
Organism: Candidula unifasciata
Lineage: Eukaryota; Metazoa; Mollusca; Gastropoda; Stylommatophora; Geomitridae
Source: the annotation of a GenBank genome assembly
AUGUAUGGAUUGUGUACUGUAUUAUUGUCAUUGCAAGGGUGUAAGCAUGUAUGGAUUGUGUACUGUAUUAUUGUCAUUGCAAGGCAUAAUGAUAAAUGUGUGUGGUAUGUAACCACUUAUUUAUGUGGAAUUUAUCACAACCCUUAUUACGGAUCAGAUGACGAGUACCGUCUGGUGAGAGACCUGAUGAAAAGCUAUAAUAAACAAGUCAGACCAAGUCUCUUCAACAACCUUGCUUUGAAUGUCAGCUACGGUGUUGCCUUGGCACAGAUAAUUGAUUUG